AUGCCUGCAAAAACAGUACUGGUUACAGGAGCCAACGGCUUCAUCGGAUAUGCUGUGUGCAGGGCUUUUGCAUUGGCUGGCUGGACAACGUAUGGCUUGAUGCGUAGCGACAGAAGCAUCCCCGAACUACUGAAGGAGGAAAUCAUUUCCAUCAUCGGAAGUGCCGCCGAUCCAGCAUUUGUCGCAGAUUUGCCUCCCAUCGACGUCGUCGUCUGCUGCUCUGGUGACCCUUCUAACUUUGGCGCCCAUUUCAAGGAGAUGACCUCCUUGAUCCAGAUUCUCAGUAAAGUUGCGCAAAGCAAAGGUCACGGCAAACCACUGGCGAUCAUCAGCUCAGGUUGCAAAGAUUAUGGGAUGACCCCCAGGCACGGUGAUCCAAGCCUCGCACCGCACACUGAAGAAAGUCCUCUGAACUUCCCGGCCAUAUUGGGCGAACGUGCAAUCGGCGCUCUGGACAUGAUGAAGUACACAGAUGAUUUCGACUGUGUCGUCACGCGUCCGACUACACUGUAUGGCCGCUCGAGUAGCUUUUACGGAUUCAUGUUCCUUCUUGCCGAACAGGCAAAGAGCAACUCUGACGGUGUAUUGUCGAUCACAUCAGAUGCCAACGCCAUCUGUCACGGCACACACGUCGACGACGUCGCUGCUGCCUAUGUCGCCAUUGCCGAGGCUCCGAGGGCCGUGGUGGCAGGGCAGGCAUACAACAUCUCUAGCCACCGGUACGAGACGUUGGGUGAGAUCGUGGCCGCCAUGGAAAAGGCACACGGUAUCAAAGUGGAAUAUGUAGAUUCAGACGGCGUCGACAAGGACUCGUACGCGAUCAAUGCUCUGUUCAACUUUCCACAAUGGGUCGGCUCGGAGAAGAUCCGAGAACACACGGGCUGGAAGGACAAGAAGCCUUUGUUCCAUGAAGGGUACGACGUAUACCGCAAAGCGUAUGAGGAGGCAGCCAAGGCUAAGACGGAACAGUACGAGAGAAUCAUGCGUAUGGCCGUUGGGAGGUUUGGGCUCAAGGACUAG
Exophiala spinifera is the source of this 1020-nucleotide messenger RNA. RefSeq lists its product as uncharacterized. NCBI's taxonomy places the organism in Eukaryota, Fungi, Ascomycota, Eurotiomycetes, Chaetothyriales, Herpotrichiellaceae. The transcript has a single exon. The record is from RefSeq and is a predicted model, not a curated record. Bases 1 to 1020 code for a protein of 339 amino acids.